AUGGCGGGGCAUAUGAGUAGGCUAAAACUCGCUUUAGGACUUGUAAUCAACUUAUUUUCUUCCAUCUGUAUUGUUUUUCUAAACAAAUGGAUUUACGUGUCAUAUGGCUUCCCCAACAUGACGCUGACGUGUAUGCACUUCCUCGUCACUUCGCUGGGAUUGAUUAUUUGCGAGAGAUGGAAUAUAUUUUACCGAAAAAAUCUGCCUAUAAGUGGUAUGCUUCCACUUAGCUUGACUUUCUGUGGGUUUGUCGUCUUUACUAACUUAUCCCUACAGAGUAAUACAGUAGGCACGUAUCAACUAGCUAAGACCAUGACAACACCGACAAUUAUUUGUAUACACUGGGCGUUUUACAACAAGCCGUACUCCACAAGGGUGAAGGCAACUUUGAUUCCAAUAACAAUAGGAGUAUUUUUAAAUUCUUAUUAUGAUGUGAAAUUCAAUGUAUUAGGAACAGUAUAUGCAACGUUGGGUGUUUUAGUCACAUCUCUCUAUCAAGUGUGGGUUGGUACAAAACAACAUGAAUAUCAAGUAAAUUCAAUGCAGUUACUGUUCUACCAAGCACCACUUUCAGCUACAUUAUUAGUCUUUGUCUUACCAGCCUUUGAACCUCCCUGGCAUCAGGAUGGAUUGUUUCAUGUCCACUGGCCAUUUGAGGCUUUGAUAUUGGUUUUUCUGUCUAGUCUUGUGGCAUUUUCAGUUAACCUUUCCAUCUAUUGGAUUAUUGGCAACACUUCUCCAGUCACAUACAACAUGGUUGGUCAUUUUAAGUUUUGUCUGACUUUGCUGGGUGGUUAUUUCCUGUUUGAUGACCAACUCCAAACUAAUCAAUUACUUGGCAUAGGCAUGACGUUAACUGGCAUCAUUUUGUACACUCACUUCAAAAUGCAAGAAAGAGAACUUCCAUCAAGAACAGUUAUUAGAGCUUAG
This is a messenger RNA of Saccoglossus kowalevskii, 930 nucleotides long. RefSeq names its product solute carrier family 35 member E3-like. The record is from RefSeq and is a predicted model, not a curated record. Lineage: Eukaryota; Metazoa; Hemichordata; Enteropneusta; Harrimaniidae.